AUAUCCGGAUUAAAGAGUCAUGAUUGCCAUAUUCUUUUACAACGAAUACUUCCUGUUGGGAUUCGUGGGUCCUUAAAUGAAGAAGUAUGCGAGGUAUUGGCUGAAGUCGGCAAUUUCUUUCAACGGUUAUGCUGUAGGAAGUUGAAAAAAUCAGAAUUGGAGAAAAUGAGAGAUGAUAUUUGUUUGAUAUUGUGCAAACUAGAGAAGAUAUAUCCUCCUGCAUUCUUUGACAUCAUGGUUCAUUUGUCAAUCCAUUUGCCGAAUGAGGCAUUGAUAGGUGGACCGGUUCAAUUUAGAUGGAUGUUUCCAAUUGAACG
Striga hermonthica is the source of this 317-nucleotide messenger RNA. Lineage: Eukaryota; Viridiplantae; Streptophyta; Magnoliopsida; Lamiales; Orobanchaceae. The record is from the annotation of a GenBank genome assembly.